AUGCCUCUCUGGAAAGAUCAUCCCAAGGAGAUCAGGGAAGGCUGGGUGGGCGGCGACUUCCCUUCCCCCUUUGGGCGAUGCCCCGCCGCCGCCUGGCCUCCAAAGCCGCAGGACAAUCAAGAGCAGAGGCCAAGCUCGAAAAAGAGCAAAAAGAAGGAAGAUAAAGAAGAUGAAUAUAAGAGCAGAAGCUGGAUCAAGAGAGCCCUGCGUUUGGGAGAAACUACACCUCCACGGCCAGGCUCGUACGAGUUCGAUGCUGAACAAGACGCUCUGCGGAAGCUCAAGGCGGAGUCCAAGAAGACUCACAAGCCCAAAGCGACGGGACGCAUCUUUUGUAACCAGAGACAGGAGAUGACUAGCCAGGUGGACCAGGAAGGCAGACCAGUAGUGCCAAACUCUGUAGACGCUACUCGUAGACCUGGUCGAAGCACUGCUUGCCGUCGCCCUCGCGCAGAGCCGAUAACAAGCCACUGGACAGCGGGAUUGGGAGUUGGAGGACCUGGCGCUGGUUCAAGGCCUCCUAUAAUACAACAGCCGGCUGGGAGAGAAGGGCAUCGUCCUGAGGUGGAUUCCAGCGGUACCAACAAAGCCCUGGGUGGUGCUCCGACAACCUCUAGAGGCUACCACUACCAGUGA
Messenger RNA from Aureobasidium namibiae CBS 147.97, 636 nucleotides. RefSeq lists its product as uncharacterized. The record is from RefSeq and is a predicted model, not a curated record. Bases 1 to 636 code for a protein of 211 amino acids. The transcript has 2 exons. NCBI's taxonomy places the organism in Eukaryota, Fungi, Ascomycota, Dothideomycetes, Dothideales, Saccotheciaceae.